ACAGAUGGAGGUUACAGGGUCAGCUGAAAGGGAUUCAGAGGAACAGGGACCAUGCGCCCUUUGUGACAUGAGGGAGACCAGAACAGCUGACUCAGUCAUGGAGCAAUACCCAACAGUGUAUGACCCAUACAGGGGGAAGAUGCCAUUCCACCAUGUAACCGCCGGCCUGCUCUACAAGGGGAAUUACCUGAGCCGCUCGCUCUCCGAUGAGAGCGACAGUGAGCAAUUAGCCAGCAUCUCGGUGGAGGAGCUGGCCGAAAUGCGGGAAGCAUUCCGGGUGCUGGAUCGGGAUGGCAAUGGGUUUAUAUCAAAGCAGGAGCUGGGCAUGGCCAUGCGCUCACUGGGGCACAUGCCCAGUGAGGUGGAGCUGGCCAUUAUUAUGCAGAGAUUGGAUAUGGACGGAGAUGGCCAUGUGGACUUUGAUGAAUUUAUGACAAUACUGGGCCCAAAACUUUUGUCUUCCGAAACGAGGGAAGGGUUCCUCGGGAAAACGAUAGACAGCAUAUUCUGGCAGAUCAUUUAG
This is a messenger RNA of Polyodon spathula (Mississippi paddlefish), 523 nucleotides long. Its product is annotated as calcium-binding protein 8-like. NCBI's taxonomy places the organism in Eukaryota, Metazoa, Chordata, Actinopteri, Acipenseriformes, Polyodontidae. Gene Ontology annotation, molecular function: calcium ion binding. Bases 5 to 523 code for a protein of 172 amino acids. The record is from RefSeq and is a predicted model, not a curated record. The transcript is spliced from 5 exons.